This is a messenger RNA of Drosophila obscura, 1097 nucleotides long. Its product is annotated as chromobox protein homolog 3. NCBI's taxonomy places the organism in Eukaryota, Metazoa, Arthropoda, Insecta, Diptera, Drosophilidae. Gene Ontology annotation, molecular function: chromatin binding. Gene Ontology annotation, cellular component: nucleus; pericentric heterochromatin. The coding region runs from base 97 to 831 and encodes 244 amino acids. The record is from RefSeq and is a predicted model, not a curated record. Gene Ontology annotation, biological process: chromatin organization; negative regulation of transcription by RNA polymerase II. The transcript has a single exon.
AGCCCUAACUCUCACAUCACUAGUGCAAGCGUCGCAUUAAAAAUAUAAAAGCAACAUUAAAAUUACUUACAACAAUUGCAAUAUCGUAUCACACAAAUGGCCGAAUUUUCCGUAGAACGCGUGGAAGACAAACGAUUGGUUAACGGCCGCACGGAAUACUAUUUAAAGUGGAAGGGCUAUCCUCGCAGUGAAAACACUUGGGAGCCUGUGGAAAAUUUGGAUUGCCCCGACCUAAUAUCAACAUUCGAAGAGUCGCUGAAAACGAAGAAGGAGCCCAAGAAGCGAGUAGCAACAGUCUCCACACCAGAAAACAUUCGCAGCAAGCGCAAGUCAUUCAUGGAGGAUGAGACCGAAGAGACCCGUAAGCUGAUCGGCUUUGAGCGCGGCUUGGUGCCGUCAAAGAUACUUGGUGCCACCGACUCGCUGGGCCAGCUCAUGUUCCUGAUGAAGUGGAAGGGCAGCGAUCAUGCCGAUCUGGUGUCCGCCAAAGUUGCCAACGAACGCUGCCCACAGGUUGUGAUUGCGUUCUACGAGGAGCGCCUCACCUGGCACACUGGCAAUGGCAACGGCACCGGUGGCGGCGGUGAUGGUGGUGACGGUAUGGGCUGCAGCGGCUCUGGAACUGGCACUAACCCCGGCAGCGUCGAGACUCCCAGUGGCAGCAUUGCUGGCGGACCAGACGAGGAGGAGGACGAAGAGGUCGAAGCUGAGGCUGAGGCCGAGCCGGAGCCAGAACCUGAAGCUGAAGCUGAAGCAGAGGCCGAGGCCAGUCCAGCCGCCAGCACCAAUAACGAUGAGAACCAGCUUGGCAUCGGAGAAGCCGACGACUAAGCAUAUUCGAAAUAAUCUACAAAUGUAUACAAAGCAUAUACAUACAUAGAAAUUAGUGUACCAAUUAAGGACAAUGUGGAUCUAAAAGCAAAUACGCGCCAAUUGGGCCGCUUAGUUUGACUUAACUAUUUUUUUUGUUUUAAUACAUAACUACAUAUAUUUUAACCAGCCUCACAAACGGAAAAUAUAUGUAAAAUAUUUCCCGAUCGGAAUAUAUUAAAUAUUGACUUCGCUCAUUAUUUGGGACACCCAACAUCCAGCCCACA